AUGUAUGGUGAUGACCCUAUAGUAUUAACUGAUCUUAAAAGUGAACUGGACUAUGUAAAGAAUCUCAUGGAGAGACAUGCAAUAGCAGAACCAACUUUUACCGAAGGAAAUGAUGGUACAGUGAACAUUUCAGGUCCAUCAGGAAGCACAACCGUCCCGGAAGUCAACUUCGUGGAAGACCCAAACAAUGUACUUUCAGAUGUGCUAGAUGCAUUCAACGAAUCAUUUGACGCUGACUGGGAUGAAAUAGAAGCCCGCCUAGAGAAACUGAAAAAGUUCUCAGAAGACCAGCUCACAGCAAGUAAAAAGAGAGAUUUCGAAAACCAGGUAGAGCGUGUUCAAGCUGUUACAAGAGUUAUCAAGGGUAAGGAGGGAUUAAUACUAGACCCUAAGAAUAAAUAUGUCAGGGAACUCAUAAAACGAUCAUCUGUAAGAACACUCAAGGAUGGCACAGAGGUGUUGGUAUUUAGAAGUGAACAAGGUAUUGACAAAAGUGGCACACAAAUAAUGAAACGUGGUAAGACCAAUAUUCCUGUGUACUCAAAGGACUCACCUGCUCUUAGAGAAUAUAAGGACCUUCUAAAGAAAAUAAAAGAGGUACCUACGAAUCCUGACAAUAUAAUUGGAAGUGAUGAAUCAAUUUAUGAGGAUACUAAAGAAGAGCCGCAAUUUGAUGAAAGUAGUGAGAAAUACGCUGACCGUGAGAACAUUGAGUUAAUAGACAUAAGUGCAAAACUAGGAGAUCUUCCAGGGCUAACAAUGCAAGAAAACAAUGAACUGAGAGGAGUUCUUAACCCACCUGACGAAUCAAGCAUAGAAGGCAGAACAGGUCCCAGUGGAGCGUUACAAGUCCAGGCUGACUACUUUAAUGAAGCUAUUGGUGAAACCGUGGAACGUGCCACCUCUGCGGAAGGUACAACUGAGUAUAAUACUCUUAUAGAAAGAAUUGACAGUUUGAAGGAAACCAGGGAUAGGACACUAGAACAGAGAACUGUAGAGGAAGCAAGAGAGGCACAGUUGGAAGACAUUUCUAGAUUACGUAAGUUUAUAGACUGGGUAGGAAAGGAAAAGGUGGGACUUGUAGGGAUAGCAGUGUCAACAGCUAGUUUAAUUACAGCCUUAUUAAUCCAUGUUAGGGGAGCCAUUGUGAAGACAGCAAAGGUCACUGGUAAAGUAGCAAAAGCAUUAGCAAAUUUAGCAAAGAAAGCAGGACCAAUUCUAGUUCCAAUCCUGAACACCAUUGCAACGACGCUAUCAUGGGGAGCCAAAGGAAUUGCCUGGUUAGCAUCACACUUAUGGGUACUAGCUAUAGCUGCAGCCUUAAUGGUAUACAACUAUUACACAAAGUAAAUUAGCUAUGGAGGAACACCAAGAGGAAUACGAUGACCAGAAAAUGGAGGAGCUGAAGGAAAAGUAUCCGAGCUAUGAAGAAAUGAAUAUAGAAACUUUAGAUAGCGAAUUACCGUACCUUGACAAGGAUCUUAGGGAAAGCGAAACUACUGAGGAGACCCAGGAUAUUAACGAGGAAAUUAAUUACGUACGGGAACUGAGGAGGAGAAAAAUAUUGGAAGCAAGAAAGGUGGAGACCUUACUAGAGAGCAAUUAG
This is a messenger RNA of Paramuricea clavata, 1606 nucleotides long. Lineage: Eukaryota; Metazoa; Cnidaria; Anthozoa; Malacalcyonacea; Plexauridae. The record is from the annotation of a GenBank genome assembly.